This is a messenger RNA of Histoplasma capsulatum G186AR, 582 nucleotides long. RefSeq lists its product as uncharacterized. The coding region runs from base 1 to 582 and encodes 193 amino acids. The record is from RefSeq and is a predicted model, not a curated record. Lineage: Eukaryota; Fungi; Ascomycota; Eurotiomycetes; Onygenales; Ajellomycetaceae. The transcript has 3 exons.
AUGCCUUCCGAUCUCUCGCUCUGGACACCGCUGGCGGUGGCAAAAAGACAAGGGCUUUCGUUUUUGUUCACGUCUAUCCAGAAGGGUCCUCCAAGAGACCUUGUCUAUCGUGGUCACCGACCAAUAAUCUCUGAGGAGUUUUUUUUUUUGGCAACCUCAAGCCUGAUGACUGUGCGUCCAUGUGGAUCUGCAUUUUUCCGCGCCUCAACCGGAUGGCAGCCUGAUUGCGACACCUCUCGAGGCAGGGACAGCGCAUGGCUCGUCAUCCCGUUGGUGCCUGCAAGAAAAUGGCAUAUAUAUCGACCGUCUCGGGUAAAAGUCACGCCGCUUGUUUCGACAGGCAGAAGCGCUGGGUGGUUCGGAAGCGGGAAUUCUCGAAGCUCCGGAAGACCCACAGCAGCGGAGGGAAAAGGAAUCCUUUUCCGGAAGGAUUCUUGGCACAGGGAUGAGUGCUAUGCCAAGGAUCUGAAGAACACGCGAUUGGGGAAACGAAACAAUGAACCCACACCCCACGAGCUGGGCUAUGCUGCUACAGGAAUUGAUUGUGAAUGCUUGCCCUCCGAAGAAAUUUACCAGCCUUGA